AUGCUGCCAAAAUUUAUGGCCUUAAUAUGGGAAAUAACAAAAGUAUCAUUCAAGAUUGUUACAAAGAAAGCUUUCACUGUGAAGCAGAAAAUAAAAUUGAAAAAGCUUUCAAAUGACAACAUGAAACUUUUGAAUAUUCAAGAAUUCCACUCAGUAAAAUUAAAGCUUUAUGCUUGGUUUCAGACAUUAAAAAAACUCUCUGCAAACUCUACUGAAGUUUAA
Molecule: messenger RNA, 222 nt
Organism: Clunio marinus
Lineage: Eukaryota; Metazoa; Arthropoda; Insecta; Diptera; Chironomidae
Source: the annotation of a GenBank genome assembly